UUUUCAGUUUGCUUAUAAAAUCAAAGAUGGCAUAUUCAGCAGAAUUUUGUCAAGGAAAGAAGGCUUGGCCAGAACUACUUGGGAUGGAUGGUGAAGCUGCUAGGAUUAUCAUACUGAAGGAGAAUCCCUUAAUAAUAUGGGCUAAAAUAAUUCCGUUGAAUAGGAUCGUCACUAUGGACUAUAUUUGUCGUCGUGUUUGGAUUCGUGUCGAUUGUCAGGGAAAAGUUGCCAAGGUUCCUGUUAUUGGCUAAUUAUAUAAGAUUUCUUGAUUAUAUGAAACAUUAAGAAACAUCUUUAAUGAAAUAAAAGUUGACAUCUUUAUA
Molecule: messenger RNA, 323 nt
Organism: Amaranthus tricolor (Joseph's coat)
Lineage: Eukaryota; Viridiplantae; Streptophyta; Magnoliopsida; Caryophyllales; Amaranthaceae
Product: glu S.griseus protease inhibitor-like
Exons: 2
Coding region: 27-251 (74 amino acids)
Biological process (GO): response to wounding
Molecular function (GO): serine-type endopeptidase inhibitor activity
Source: RefSeq, a predicted model, not a curated record